Hippocampus comes (tiger tail seahorse) is the source of this 1313-nucleotide messenger RNA. Its product is annotated as E3 ubiquitin-protein ligase NEURL3. Lineage: Eukaryota; Metazoa; Chordata; Actinopteri; Syngnathiformes; Syngnathidae. Gene Ontology annotation, biological process: ubiquitin-dependent endocytosis. The record is from RefSeq and is a predicted model, not a curated record. Gene Ontology annotation, cellular component: early endosome. The transcript has 5 exons. Bases 99 to 1052 code for a protein of 317 amino acids. Gene Ontology annotation, molecular function: ubiquitin protein ligase activity.
GCCAUGUGACAGACCGUAGAUGUAAACAGUUUGUGGCCCAUGUGUUUUACUCAUUUCUCAUAAUUCACAUCCUGAAAGUCCUUUUCUUUGCUGCAAUAAUGUGCAGCAGAAAAGCUUCAGAUAUGACCUGGAUUCGUUUGCGAAGACAAUCAGGUGAGCUGUGCUUGUUCUUCAAACUUCUUCGCCCAGAUAACAACUACAUGAUGGCAAGGAGGACGACUGAUGAUAAAUCAAGGGAUUCGAGAACCUGUGGUUUCCUUUGCCUCGGUCCAAUGAUGUUCCAUCACCGAGCUGUAGGAGACAGGAUCCACCUGAGUCACGGGUGUCGGCAUGCAAAGAGGGCAAAAGGAACCUUCAGAGAUGGCCUGGUGUUCAGCAAUCGCCCCGUGAGGGUCAAUGAGCGGAUUCGGUUGCGGAUCGAGAACGUCAUUGGCAGAUGGCACGGAGCCUUGCGAGUGGGUUUCACCAACGUUAAUCCAGAUUCCCGUAAUCUCCCACUGCCCAAAAUGGCCAUCCCCGACCUCACUUGCACCCCCGGACACUGGGCUACUGUCUUGGAUGAGACGUUCUGCAAGGCAGGAACAGAGCUGGAAUUCUGGCGGUCGUCCAAAGGCAACUUGUAUGUUUCAAACAACAUCCUCGAUGAGCACAGGCUACUGCCCAAAGAAAUCAACGUCAGAGGACCUCUGUGGGCCAUGAUUGACCUUUAUGGACAGACGUGCUCCAUUGUCCUCUUGGGUUCUGUGAUACGCGGAGGAUUUUUCGACAGGAAGUCAUGUAAGAUGUCGGUAGUGCCGCGCUCACCUGCUUUAGACCCAGGCUCCUUGGCGACUGAUGACUCCUCCCGUCUCAACUGGCCGGUGACAACAGAUGCAGAAGAACAGAUGAUCUGUGUGGUGUGCCUGGACAGACAAGCCCAAAAUCCUCUGCCUUGUGGCCACUGUUGCUUGUGUUUGAAGUGCUCUUUCAAAAUCUUUAAAUCUUUUGGUACAUGCCCACUGUGCCGGCAGAGCAUGGGGACGCCAGUGAUAAAUUGGGUGGCUGCCCCUUAGAGACAGUCUCUUAAGGCGCCUUCUUGUUCUGUAAAUUCUGUGAUUUGAUGUUGUAUUUCUUAAACAUGAACAAAAUACACUGAUUUUGAUCAAUAAUACAACACCUGCAGGGUUAUCUGUGUACUAUUGUUUUAGUCGCUUGGUUUUGUUUUUGAGUGGAAGGCAGAGCUUUGUUUGCACUGUUAAUUCUCAGGCAUGCAAUGUAUGUAUGUAUUUAUGGAUGUAUGUAUAUAUGUAUGUAUGUAAAUAAAUGUACACCUG